This is a messenger RNA of Hipposideros armiger (great roundleaf bat), 499 nucleotides long. Its product is annotated as glutathione S-transferase alpha-4-like. Gene Ontology annotation, molecular function: glutathione transferase activity. The coding region runs from base 59 to 484 and encodes 141 amino acids. Lineage: Eukaryota; Metazoa; Chordata; Mammalia; Chiroptera; Hipposideridae. The transcript has 3 exons. Gene Ontology annotation, biological process: xenobiotic metabolic process; glutathione metabolic process. The record is from RefSeq and is a predicted model, not a curated record.
UUUCUUUGCUCAAACCACAGAUGGACGCCUGCUUUUUAACCAGGUGCCCCUGGUUGAAAUGGAUGGAAUGAGGCUGACACAGACUAAAGCCAUCCUCAGCUACCUUGCUGCCAAGUACAACUUGUAUGGGAGGGACCUGAAUGAAACUGCCAGGAUCAACAUGUAUACUGAUGGCACUCAGGACCUCAUGAUGAUCAUCAUCCAAGCUGUGUUCAAACCUCCACGAGAAAAAGAGGAGAGCUUUGCUUUAGCCGUGACGAAAGCAAAAACCUGUUACUUCCCCGUCUUUGAAAAGAUUUUGAAACAGCAUGGAGGUGAUUUUCUCGUUGGAAACAAAUUCAGUUGGGCAGACAUACAACUGUUAGAAGCUAUUUUAAUGGUCGAAGAAAUCGAUGCUUCUGUUCUUUCUGACUUCCCUCUGCUAAAGGUAGUGUGUUACCUUCCACACAAAGCCCAGGACAAAAUGAAUAGAAACAAAGACUGAAAUAAAAUGUGCUUC